Eimeria necatrix is the source of this 2094-nucleotide messenger RNA. RefSeq names its product mitochondrial carrier domain-containing protein, putative. Bases 1 to 2094 code for a protein of 697 amino acids. NCBI's taxonomy places the organism in Eukaryota, Apicomplexa, Conoidasida, Eucoccidiorida, Eimeriidae. The record is from RefSeq and is a predicted model, not a curated record. Gene Ontology annotation, biological process: transmembrane transport. Gene Ontology annotation, molecular function: ATP transmembrane transporter activity. The transcript is spliced from 3 exons.
AUGCCAAUCAACAGUCCAGUCGAGACCGUAUAUCAGCGGCUUGUAUGCGCAGCACGUAGCUGCUGCAGCACUGUGUCUGGUUCUGGUGGCACUGAACCAGCCAGUGCUUCUGACUAUAAAGCAACAACAGGUGCUGCUACUGCUGGCAUGAGUGCAGCAGCACUAGCACAUGCCACGCCAUCGGCCGUAACCAAGGUAUCAACAGCGACGCCCUCGACAGCAGCAACAACAGCAGCGGAGCCACUGCCGGCGGGUGUGUGUUCUGAGCGGCCGGUUUCCCGUUCCGCUUUGCAUUGCUGCAGCAGCACGCACUGCGACAGUAUCAGCAGCUGCUGCAACUGUAUUUCCUUCUCUUCGACACUAAGCAUUGCAGACCACGGAGCUGUGCUUAGACUGCCCUCCAACAGGGGCCAUUUUUUCAAGUGUAGCAGCAGCCCUGCCGUUGCGUCUGCAGCUUCCGCUGCAGCAGUCCCACAGCAACAGCUGCCGUUGUAUGGUAUGAAUGAAGACUUAAAUAAACAGCAGCAGCUGCUGCAACAGAAACAGCCGCAGCAGCAACAUCAAAUCCACCGGAGAGGGGAAGAUGAAGACCCCAAAAUGCUGCAGAUCAUGCGGACGCAUGCAUUCCUACAUCUCACUAGCGGAGCUGUGGCAGGUGCCGUCUCGCGCACAGCUACUGCUCCCCUUGACCGAGUUAAAGUGAUUCUUCAGUUGCAGCCCAUCUCGGUACCGCUGAGGCAAGCAGCACGGGUGAUCAUGCAACAGGAGCUGUCAGGUAAGGCUUCUACGGCUGUCGCUGAUCCUGCCUAUUCGGGUGCUGCUACCGCCACGCGGAGAAACAGCGGCAGCGCAGCCGCAAUUUGCGUCGAACGGAAGUUAUCGCAAUCCUCAAAGCAAGAUGAAGGGACCGCUUUGCGGCAGCAGCACCGAAAGCAAGCAGUGCGGGAGGCUGUGCUUCGUCCAUUGCCCCCCAGCGUCAUCAAGCGCGGCAGCUGCAGCAGCAAAGCCAACUCUAGCAAUGGGAGCUGUUGCAGUCACUUCUUUCUCGGUGGUUGGCGGGGGUUCUUCCGGGGCAACUUGACCAACUGCCUAAAAGUUGUGCCCGAGACAGCGGUCAAGUUCUACAGCUACGACAUUUGCAAGCACACGCUUGCACGUAGAAAGCAGCAACAGCAGCAGCCCGAGCAAGCGCCGCAGCAGCAGCAUGAGGAACUGGGAGAACCCCACUUGCAGCUCAUGGAUAAAUUUCUCUGUGGCGCGAUGGCGGGGCUCUGUGCCCAGCUUCUUAUAUACCCUAUGGAGCUUGUCAAGACGCGUUUGGCUGCAUACGGUCCAGGUUGCAUGUACACAGGAGUACUGCAGUGUUUCCGGGAAAUUUACAGAGAAGGAGGUUUGAAACGACUCUACAGAGGUGUGGGGCCCUCAUUGCUGGGCAUCAUUCCUUAUGCGGGCAUUGAUUUAGCCGUUUUCGAGACGCUUAAAGAAGCCUACAUGCAGAAUGUCAUGCUACCCAAGCAACGGCGGCAGCAACAGCAGCACCACGAGCAACGCAAAACAUGCAACAACUGCAGCCCCGAGCCUUCCUCUGCAUCCGUGGAACUCUCGUCUGCUGAUGCUCCUUCAACAACGGCAACAAAAACAAACGAACACACAGGCAUGGUACCAAGCAUUCCGACGGCGCAAGCUGUGCUGGCCUCGCGAGCUCGCUGUUGCUGUGACCAGAGCACGAGCACCAGCUUGCUGCAGCCGGCGUCGCCUCCCGCCGUGGUGUUGCUGCUGAUGGGUGGCUGCAGCAGCCUCAUAGGCCAGGUUCUGGCGUACCCAACUGCCCUGGUGCGGACACGCAUGCAGGUGGACGGAAGUGGCGGCCAGCCGUUGCUAUAUCGAAGCAGCGCGGCAGCCGCUGCAGCAGCAGUGCGCCAAGGUGGGCUACGAGGCCUAUACAGAGGGCUGCAAGCCAACUGCUGCAAGGCACUACCUGCCGUGUCUCUCUCUUGGAUCGUUUACGAAAAGACGAAAUGUGCAAUCAGCAGCUUGGAGAGAGACUGGACGGACCAUCUAGAGCAACAGCGAGUCGCUAGAGCCGCACCCUAG